GAUCAACUGGCAUUGCACAACUUUCCUCUGAAGUCAAAACCUGCUCUGACCUAUACGACAACAGAGGGAAAGAAGAAAUCCAUACCCGAUAAACCUACUUUCAUCAUAAGAGGGAAAGUGUUUUUUUGACUUGCAAUCAUCUGCUUCACGCGAGUUCAAAAACAAUCCGCGCUCUUGAAUUUCAAUGAUUCAGUUUUGACUCCACUGCAAAUGUUACCGGCAAAAUUAUGGACUCUCCUAAUUCAUAUGUUGCCAGCUGUUGUACUCGUAUCGUCAGUUUCAGGUAAGCUCCGAUUCCGCCGUGACCUCUUAGACUUAGCCGACAUGUUUGAGCUUGUAGCCGGUCUGGAUCCAUCCGAGUAUGCUCCAUACGGAAACUGGUGUGGUUAUGGCGGACAAGGAAAAGCCAUUGAUUUGAUUGAUGAGUGUUGCCAGGUCCAUGAUGAUUGCUAUGGUGCAUCUGAGAAACAUUGUUUAAAAUAUAUCCCACAUGUUGUUGAGUAUGUUUGGAGAGUUAAUAACGGAACAAUCGAAUGCAAAGAAGAUUCUAAAUGUGGUUAUAGUGUUUGCAAAUGUGAUAAAGAAGUGGUCGAAUGUAUUAUUGAGCACAAUCACCACUACAAUGAACACCACAGAUAUGUCAGAAAACCGGGCUGAUCGCUAAUGAUUAUACAAGAUCCAACUUUUAAUACAAUUCACAAUGUUCAUUUGCUCAACCGUUUUUAAUUAAAAUAGUCAUUUCUUCAUAGUGAAACCCUAUAUCAUGUUGUAUAGUGGGGAAAAAUAUACUUGAGGGUGCCCCUUGGUGAAAUUGGCGACUUAUGUGUGGCGCCAUACUUGUUUGCCCGGAACACCGUGGUAACCCACAAACAGGACAUUUAUAUCUAUUACUAAUUAAACCUUCAUUCAUACACCAGUCAAUCACUGUUUUUUUGCUUUAUUAUUAAAAUCGUACAGAAACUUAAUAUUUAUCUUAUUGGCAGUAUUAAUUUUUAGUACCAGAAGCAGAAAUAACCUUACCAGCCGGUAUUCAAAGUAGAGCUAACGGAUCUCAGAAAUUGCAUUUAAAAAUUCAUUUAAAAACAAUGCUAAAUUCUAACCUAAUCAGAAUCACGAUUAAAAUCUAAACCAAUCAGAAUCUCGAUUGGUUUUCAACAUCGCCCAGCUUGGCGAUCAAUCGCGAUCACAACUUGGCGGAGGCACCCUCAAGUAUAGUCUACCCUGUAUGUAUAGUGUAAUAAAGUGAUAAUGUUCAA
Molecule: messenger RNA, 1256 nt
Organism: Parasteatoda tepidariorum (common house spider)
Lineage: Eukaryota; Metazoa; Arthropoda; Arachnida; Araneae; Theridiidae
Source: RefSeq, a predicted model, not a curated record